Molecule: messenger RNA, 1894 nt
Organism: Hyaloscypha bicolor E
Lineage: Eukaryota; Fungi; Ascomycota; Leotiomycetes; Helotiales; Hyaloscyphaceae
Product: MFS general substrate transporter
Exons: 5
Coding region: 83-1729 (548 amino acids)
Biological process (GO): transmembrane transport
Molecular function (GO): transmembrane transporter activity
Source: RefSeq, a predicted model, not a curated record
CUCCCUGUUUAAUUUGUUUGAAGUGGUGUUGCUUCAAUAACUUCUUUCGUAUUGCACUCUUGAAAGUCGGGCAAGCUUCAAAAUGGGGCUUGGUGUUCUGGAAGAUAAUAAGCUCGCACAUGUCCCUGGAACUGUGCUGUUGGAUGAUGAAGCUGCUCACUCCGAGGAGCGGCUUGUCGGACUCAAGCAUGGCACAGGGAAAGACAGCCACAUCGUCCUCUCCCCGCAACCCAGUGACGACCCAAAUGAUCCCUUGAACUGGCCAAUGUGGAAGAAAGACAUGAUCAUUGCAAUCCUAUGUCUCGGCACAAUGCUGAAUGCAGGCACAAACGGGCCGUUCCUCAAUGCCUCAUACUUCGUCAUCGCCGAACAGGUCGGGAAACCACUCUCAGUUGUUGUUCUCGUUUCGGGCUAUAAUCUCCUUGCGGCAGGCUGCUCAGGACCUAUCGUCUGUGCCCUCAGUCGAAAAUACGGCAAACGGCCCGUUUUCCUGGCUUCCACAAUCUUCGAUAUCAUUGGAACAGCAAUCGGCGAGUCCAAAAUUAGUUACAAUUACCUUCUCGCAGCACGCAUCGUACAAGGUUUCUCCACCAGCGCCUUCGAAUCCCUAAUGAUCGCCUCAAUCGGUGAUAUGUACUUCGUACAUCAGCGUGGCACACGAGUGGCAUUCCAGAACUUCAUCCAGAACUCGGCGUCCUCACUCGCCUCCAUCAUCUGCGGACAAGUUUUUGCAAGUCUCGGAUGGCUCUGGUUAUUCCACAUGUUCCAGAUAUUCCUCGUUGUCCAAUUUGUACUCAUGUUCCUCUUCUGCCCUGAGACCACCUACCUCCGUGAUGUUCGCUACGAAACCGACCUCGCAGUUAAUGAAAAGCUGGAUGAAUUGGCGAAGAUCGAGGAGCGGCAUCGAGAAGUGGAGGUCGGGAUGGAGCUGGCAAAUAUACCGCCUAAGAAAACAUUCGUUCAAGAAUUGGCCGUAUACACGGGUAUUUACUCCAAGGACAACAUAUUCAAGUACUUACUGGGGCCAUUCUUAACGUUGUUAAAUCCCGCCGCUUGCUAUGCUAUCAUCACUUCCGGACUCUUGAACGCCUGGUACGUCGGGUCGGCCAUCAUUCUCGCGGGAAUCUUUUCCGGGCCGCCCUGGAAAUUUGGGCCUGCGCAGAUCGGAUACAUUGGUGCUGGACCGUUCAUCGGUGGCAUGAUCGGGUCUAUCUUUGUCGGCUGGUUUAGCGACCCCAUUGUUAAGUAUAUGGGGAAACGAAACCAAGGCGUAUAUGAGCCAGAAUUCCGUCUCGUAUUCAUGUCGGGAGCGACUGUCUUCAUGGGUCUUGGAAUGUUUCUGUUUGGUUAUACAAUGGCUAUUGGUGCCAAUGCAAUCCUCUGUGCUUUCCUUCAAGGCGUCAUGAUGGUUGGUGUUCUGAUCGGUAUCUUUGCCACGUUGGCCUACGGUCUCGAUGCAUUCCGAAGCCAAAGCAGUGAGAUAUUCAUCAUGAACAUGCUAUUCAAGAACUUCAUGUUCUACGGCCUUUCAAAUUUUGCCAACCCUUGGGUGGAAUCCAACGGUCCGGAACAGAUAAUGUAUGUCUUUGGCGGCACUUCGAUCUUCUUGGGGCUCUUGGCCAUCCCGGUGUAUAUCUAUGGGAAGAGACUCAGGAGCUGGUGGUCGAGACAUGACCUCUUUGUCCUCUUGAAGAUGGAAACGAAGGGUCCGGGGUUGGAGUUGGCGUGAUGUAGAAGAGUAAUAUGGACCUCUAAGAGCUUGGCGAUCGGUUGCUGGAAGGUCCUGGGAGUGUUGCAUGUUUGAUAUCCCUCCCCUGAUGUGGCGGUGUUGCAGAUGUAGUUGAGAAUUGUGUAGUAUGCUUGAAUGUACCGAAGAAUGAAACAUAAAUUCGGC